GCCCCCCGGAUCUCCGGUUUCCGGCAACUCGGUGGGACCAGAACUUGCGCCUAGAAUCUGAGGCCCCAGGCUUACCCAGACAGGUUGGACUCCGAGCGCCCCAGAGACCUCUGCAAAUUAUCUUCCUAAUAAUUGGGAGACGACCCACUGACUGAAUGGCAACGGUAGAUGACUUGCAGUUUGAAGAAUUUGGUGAUACAACCACUUCUCUAGCAGCAAACCCAGAUGCCACCACAAUCAGCAUUGAGGAUCCUGGUGAAACCCCGAAGCAUAGGGCAGGACCCCCAAGAGGCUUGGGGAGAGAAGAAGAUGAUGAGCUACUAGGAAACGAUGACUCUGACAAAACUGAGUUACUUGCUGGACAGAAGAAAAGCUCCCCCUUCUGGACAUUUGAAUACUAUCAGACGUUCUUUGAUGUAGACACGUACCAGGUCUUUGAUAGAAUAAAGGGGUCUCUUUUGCCAAUACCAGGAAAAAACUUUGUAAGGUUGUAUAUCCGCAGCAAUCCAGAUCUCUAUGGCCCCUUUUGGAUCUGUGCCACAUUGGUCUUUGCCAUAGCAAUCAGUGGGAAUCUUUCCAACUUCUUAAUCCAUCUGGGAGAGAAGACGUACCACUAUGUGCCUGAAUUCCGAAAAGUGUCCAUCGCAGCCACAAUCAUCUAUGCCUACGCCUGGCUGGUCCCUCUCGCACUCUGGGGUUUCCUUGUAUGGAGAAACAGUAAAGUUAUGAACAUCGUUUCCUAUUCAUUUUUGGAGAUUGUAUGCGUCUAUGGAUAUUCGCUCUUCAUUUACAUCCCCACGGCUAUCCUGUGGAUCAUCCCCCAGAAAGCAGUCCGCUGGGUUCUGGUUAUGAUUGCCCUAGGCAUCUCUGGCUCUGUCUUGGCAAUGACCUUUUGGCCAGCUGUUCGUGAGGACAACCGACGCAUCGCAUUGGCCACAAUUGUGACGAUUGUGUUGCUUCACAUGCUGCUUUCUGUGGGCUGCUUGGCCUACUUUUUUGAUGCACCAGAGAUGGACCAUCUCCUAACAAGCACAGCUGCCCCAAACCAAACAGUUGUAGCAGCCAAGUCCAGCUAAAGAGGAAAGCAAGAAAGUAUCUUUCAUCUUCUCGCUGUGAGUUCUCUUCGAUGGGUUUUGGAGUGUGGCUCUUUUGGACAUGGCAUCCGCUGUAGGAAAUCAGAACAAGCAAAGCCAUCAGGAAGACGGAUGGAAUGGCCCCAACACCUAGCAUGUGGGUGGUGCCACACUGAAGCCUCAUCAUCACCUAUUUAACAAUCAAGAGUUAAAUGUGGUUGAGUGGAGACCCGUGUCGUUCAGCUCUUCGUUAUGCUGUCGGUGGUCAUUGUGACUGUGCGCUGAUUGGGGAGAAACACAAGGGGAUGGGAGCUACUUUGGUGCCUGGCAUUUCCUCACACAGUCAUGUGGUGUGCUUCGCAUUAGGUACGCCCUUAAUCCCUGAGAUGGUUCCAUCCUAACUGGGGUGCUUGUCUCUGGGUUGUGUACAGAUUACCCAGGUGAGCCUCUGCUCCCCUUGCCAUCCUCAAGUGGCCAAACAGUGUGAACUUUGCUUUGGAUUCAUAGUGAGCCUGAAAAUUUGUCUUUGGUGACCUGACUGUGGGCAACUGAAUCUAAUGGUUGCAAAAUAAAUACAAAAUGCAAAUAAUAAUAAU
Odocoileus virginianus texanus is the source of this 1669-nucleotide messenger RNA. RefSeq names its product Yip1 domain family member 1 (gene YIPF1). Gene Ontology annotation, cellular component: Golgi apparatus; membrane. NCBI's taxonomy places the organism in Eukaryota, Metazoa, Chordata, Mammalia, Artiodactyla, Cervidae. Gene Ontology annotation, molecular function: small GTPase binding. The record is from RefSeq and is a predicted model, not a curated record. Gene Ontology annotation, biological process: vesicle-mediated transport.